AUGGAGAGGAGUUUUGCGUCGGACCCCCAACCGUCGAAAAGAUCAUCCCUGACGCCCGCUCGCGCAUCGCUGUCGCUCCCCGGGGCCUCUCCCUCUUCGGCGCCUCUCCCUUCGCCUCGCCACCGGCCUGUCCUCCCCGCCGCUCCGGCGCCUGUCUCUGCCUCGCCUUCCUCCGUCAUCGUGUACAAUGCCGCGAAGGGCGUCCUACAACGGGGGCCUGUGCGAGAGAGAGGCGCGUCGGUACCCUCUUUGCCGCGCACUCGCAGGAUCAGCGACUCUCGCCUCAACACCUCCAGAGGUGUCUCCGCUUCCAUGAUUCCCCCCGACGCCGGCAAAAUCUCCCGAGCAGUCUCAGCCGCUCCCAGUGUCGCAAACUCGCCGCGUCGACGCGCAACGGAUGACCCUUCCUGGCACGCAGACGCCGCAUUCGCCGACGAGAACAAGUAUCGCGUGACCGUGGCAGGCCAUCCGAUUCCUUCCCUGCACGGAGCGAGCGGCUCGGCGUCUCCACCGCUGCCUCCCGGUGAUCUCUUUGCUCCGCCGCCCGCGUUGUCUUCUGCGUCGCCUCCUUUCAGCGUCGGCAGUCCCCCGAGCCCGCUGGGGCGCCCUGGCCCCUUCCCCGAGGCAAUCGGGCUGCCGCAUGCACGCGAGAAACUGCGGAGCGCGUCACGCGAUAUCUCUCCCUUGCGAGACACCACGGCCUCGCGCGUGCCGUCUGCGCCUCCUUUUCCCCCGCGCCCGAGUCCUCCCUCUCCGGCUGCCGGAGGCAAGACGUCGGCUUUCGCCUGUCCCUUCUGCAGACGACCCAUUCCCCUCUCAGUCCUGCAGAACUACGUGAACGGCCAUCCUCAGCUGUGCUGUCCAGGGCGUGCAUGCUCGACUUCUUCUCAUUAUGCGGACGGCCGAAGCGAGGGGUCUCCUUUUCACUUCCGCGGUGGAGCCCAAAGCGGCGGCGCAGAUCGCGCGGGACCGCCCAACGAGCUCAUCGAUGUCAUCAAAAGGAGACAGGGGAAGGUGUGGGGCCCCGUCCCCCCUUCGUUCUUCACUUCGCCCUACAACACACAGUACUGGUUCUUUAUUUGA
Molecule: messenger RNA, 1083 nt
Organism: Neospora caninum
Lineage: Eukaryota; Apicomplexa; Conoidasida; Eucoccidiorida; Sarcocystidae
Exons: 3
Coding region: 1-1083 (360 amino acids)
Source: RefSeq, a predicted model, not a curated record